AUGGAAAAGAGAUACGGCUGCAUCUUUUCAUGCAUGGGCUACCCGACGAUUCACCUCGAAGUGGCGCAUUCUUUGACUACCGAUUCCUCCAUUUUGGCCUUAAUGAGAUUCGUUGGUCGAAGAGGGCGACCUUUGGAUAUUUACACCGAUAACGGGUCCAACUUCGUUGGUGCCGUAUCGCUUUGGGGCCAAGCGAAAAUCAACAACCGACUAUUGGCUCGAGGUAUUCAGUGGCAUUUUAACCCCCCGCUUGCUAGCCAUCGAGGAGGAGUGUGGGGGCGAAUGAUACGAUCAGUACGGCAAAUCAUUUUUGUGCUCAUCCAAGAGCAAAUUCUAUCUGAUGAUUGUCUGUCAACCUUUUUUGUUGAGGUGGAACGUAUUCUAAACGAUCGGCCUUUGACAUCUUUGACUGCAGAUUCCCGUGAUGCUUUGGCUCCGACUCCGAAUCACCCCUUGCUGCACAAAGCGAACGCAGUGGAUGAGCAGUUACGAGCUAAUAAGCGCGCGAUAUCCAGGGCUGUCAGAGAGCUAGAUGCGGAAAAACGGCGCCUAGAGCAAGAUAAAACUAGAAUAAAGACGGAGAUUAAAAAAUUGGCCAAGCAGAAUGAAAUGGAUGCUGUGAGGAUUUUGGCGAAGCAGAUUGUACGCAACGACCACUACUGCAAGAAAUUCACUUUAAUGCGUACAAACCUGGAGGCCGUCAGCUUGAAACUGCAAACGCUGAAGUCAACUAACGCUAUGGGCCAAACAAUGAAGCAAGUCACUCAAGUCAUGAAACGGAUGAAUGCGUCGAUGAAAUUACCUCAGUUGCAGAGAAUAAUGAUGGACUUUGAAAAGGAAUCUGGACUUUUGGAUUCCAAGGAGGAAAUGAUGUCUGAUGCCAUUGACGAUGCUCUGGGUGAAGAUGAUAUCGACGAGUCGGAAGCCAUAGUGAAUUCCGUAUUGGCUGAACUGGGUAUCGAAAUGAACGAGCAACUCUCCAACCUGCCAGGAUCCGGAACAGUCGCAACUGGACAGGCCAAUACUCCUGGCCGUAUAGCUAUUCCAACCCCCGCCGGUCCAGCAGGACCAGCUGGAAGUGGCUCAAUGGACGGUACGAUUGAUGAGGACGAUCUGGAGGCCCGUCUUGCUCGCUUGAAGAGGACUUGA
Molecule: messenger RNA, 1149 nt
Organism: Opisthorchis viverrini
Lineage: Eukaryota; Metazoa; Platyhelminthes; Trematoda; Opisthorchiida; Opisthorchiidae
Exons: 4
Coding region: 1-1149 (382 amino acids)
Biological process (GO): late endosome to vacuole transport; endosome transport via multivesicular body sorting pathway; DNA integration
Cellular component (GO): multivesicular body; ESCRT III complex
Molecular function (GO): nucleic acid binding
Source: RefSeq, a predicted model, not a curated record